CUCAGUCAAAACGCUCCCCCUUCGACACCGCUGCGGAAAGCUUUGUUUUUCCGCUCUACUAGCUGGCUCCCCCUGGAACCGGUUCGCAAGGGGCGACUGGAGCGGACGGAGGAGCGGGGCCGAGCGGUCAAGUGCUAGAGUAACAUCUACAUCCAAGCAAGUCCGUCUCCGACUCCGACUCCGACUCCAACUCCAACUCCGACUCCGACUCCAUCUCCAUCUCCAUCUCCAUCUCCAUCUCCAUCUCCAUCUCCUCCUCCAGCCUCUGCUCUGCGUCAAGCACUGGGUGGAGCUCUUUAUAUAGCAGCACAGGCAAUAUUGACUUAUUGCCAACAGGUGUUUGCAAUGGCUGCUACUGUGAACUUGGAACUCGAUCCCAUUUUUUUGAAAGCACUAGGCUUCUUACAUUCAAAAAGUAAAGAUUCUGCUGAAAAGCUAAAAGCACUACUUGAUGAAUCUUUAGCUCGGGGCAUUGAUUCAAGUUACCGUCCAUCGCAAAAGGAUGUGGAGCCAUCCAAAAUUUCAAGCACAAAAACUAUUUCCAUUAAGCAAGAGCCCAAAACAUCCUCUAAUCUUCCUUCUGGCAAUAAUAAUGGCAAGGUCCUCACAACUGACAAGGUGAAGAAGGAACCUGAAAAGAGACCUACUGAUAAAAUGAAAUCAGAUAUCACUGAAGGCACUGAUAUUCCAAAGAAACCUAGGUUGGAAAAACCAGAGACACGGUCCUCUCCCAUUACCGUUCAAACCAGCAAGGAUUUAGCUAUGGCUGACCUUUCCAGUUUUGAGGAGACCAGUGCUGAUGAUUUUGCCAUGGAGAUGGGAUUGGCCUGUGUUGUUUGCAGGCAAAUGACUGUCGCCUCUGGUAAUCAAUUAGUAGAAUGUCAGGAGUGUCAUAAUCUCUACCACCAAGACUGCCACAAGCCCCAGGUGACAGACAAGGAAGUGAAUGACCCUCGCCUUGUGUGGUAUUGUGCCCGAUGUACCAGACAAAUGAAAAGAAUGGCUCAAAAAACUCAGAAACCACCACAGAAACCAGCUCCCACUGUUGUUUCUGUAGCUCCAGCUGUCAAAGAUCCAUUGGUUAAGAAACCAGAAACUAAACUAAAACAAGAGACAACUUUUCAAGCAUUUAAGAGAACAGAAGUCAAGACAUCCACGGUUAUUUCAGGAAAUUCUUCUAGUACCAGUGUUUCCUCUUCAGUAACUAGUGGUCUAACUGGAUGGGCAGCUUUUGCAGCCAAAACUUCCUCUGCUGGUCCCUCAACAGCAAAAUUAAGUUCAACAACCCAAAACAAUAGUGGGAAACCUGCUACCUCAUCAGCUAACCAGAAGCCUUUGGGUUUGCCUGGUCUGGGAACAUCAUCCAAAGGUGGAAUAGGUUCCAAAAUAGGUUCCAGUAACAGCACUGCACCCCCUGCGCCAUUGAAACCACCUCCCCCUCUAACUUUGGGCAAAACUGGCCUUAGUCGCUCAGUUAGUUGUGACAAUGUUAGCAAAGUAGGUCUUCCUAGUCCGAGUAGUGUAGUUCCAGGAAACUGCAGCCAACUAAGUGGGAAUGGAAAUAGUGGGGCACCGGGGCCCAGUGGAAGUGCCACUAGCAAAACCACUUCAGAAUCAAGCAGCUCACCCUCAACAUCCCUUAAAGGUCCAACCUCACAAGAGUCACAGCUCAAUGCCAUGAAGCGAUUGCAGAUGGUCAAGAAGAAAGCUGCCCAAAAGAAACUCAAGAAGUAACAUGGCUAAGUAGGUUUUUAUAUCACAUUAACGUAAAGAUUAAAAUCGUACUAUUUAGGACAUAAACUGUAAUAUAUAAUUUAAUAAAAAUCUUCAUAAUGAAAUUUCUACUAUUUCUUACCUUAAAAUGCUAUUAUUUGGUAAAACUUGGAAAUCUUUUUUAUUUUAAGUCUGCUUAACAUUUUUAACAGUUUGUAUUGGGUGUGAAAACAAUGAUUAGACUAAUUCUUGAUUAGAACUUGAAUCCCAGAAGACUGGUAGCAUAUGUGAACUUUAAAAAAGAAAAAGAAAUAGUUCAUCUUGAGCAAAACUCCAAGAACUGAUUCUGCUGGAAUAAGGUGCUUUAUAAGGUGGCAGGGGUGACCCAGUUAAAAUGUUGUGUACUUUCCCUCAACUAUCCGGAUAUUCUUAGCCCAGUUCCAUUGGUUUUCCCCCUCCCUCAAAAUAUUUAUCUCCUCUUUUUAAAAAUUAGUUUUUCAUAAUUGAUUUAUCAUAUUCCUCUAUUGUAUCUUUGCCUUUUUCAUCUCA
Messenger RNA from Manis javanica (Malayan pangolin), 2262 nucleotides. It is a transcript of the gene INTS12, whose product is annotated as integrator complex subunit 12. Gene Ontology annotation, biological process: snRNA 3'-end processing. Gene Ontology annotation, cellular component: integrator complex. NCBI's taxonomy places the organism in Eukaryota, Metazoa, Chordata, Mammalia, Pholidota, Manidae. The record is from RefSeq and is a predicted model, not a curated record.